Trematosphaeria pertusa is the source of this 892-nucleotide messenger RNA. RefSeq lists its product as uncharacterized. Gene Ontology annotation, molecular function: GTP binding; GTPase activity. The record is from RefSeq and is a predicted model, not a curated record. The transcript has 3 exons. The coding region runs from base 68 to 706 and encodes 212 amino acids. NCBI's taxonomy places the organism in Eukaryota, Fungi, Ascomycota, Dothideomycetes, Pleosporales, Trematosphaeriaceae.
GAAGCCGAGUAGCAGCGUGAAGCUGGUACUUCUGGGCGAAGCAGCUGUCGGAAAGUCUUCGCUCGUGAUGCGCUUCGUGAACAACGACUUCCAAGAGAAUAAGGAACCCACAAUAGGCGCUGCCUUCCUGACACAGAAAUGCAACCUCCCAACCCGGACCAUCAAAUUCGAGAUCUGGGAUACCGCCGGCCAAGAACGCUUUGCCUCCCUCGCACCGAUGUACUAUCGCAAUGCCCAAGCCGCACUUGUCGUCUACGACAUCACGAAGCCCUCGUCCCUCACAAAAGCGCAGCACUGGGUUGCCGAACUCCAUCGACAAGCCUCACCUGGAAUCGUGAUAGCUCUCGUCGGCAACAAGACUGACCUGGCUAGUUCAGGUGGUGAGGAAAGCUCAGAGGACGCAGAUGCCGCACCUGCUGCUGAGGGCGAAGAGAACCAUGAGGACAACACCGAUGCGAGGAGAGUCCCCACCAAGACUGCGAAGUCAUAUGCGGAUGAGGAGGGCUUGCUAUUCUUUGAGACUAGCGCGAAGACGGGACAACAUGUUGCCGAAGUGUUCACGGCCAUUGCAAACGCUAUUCCCGAGACAAGCCUCAAAGGACCUAGGGGAGUUGGUGGACAGACAAACUUGGGCAGGCAAGACGACGCGCGAGUCAAUUUGGGCAGCGCUCGGGCGGAGGGUGCAAAGGAGGGCUGUGCGUGCUGAUGAAGGAGUUGGAAGGCUAUUCUUUCGAAUUGGUAAGAGCAUGUCAGUCUUUCACAGCAACUUUUGUUCCCGUCGAUGGUGCAGGCGUACGAUAUCAGUCACAUGGCAGCUUUUGCAGAGACCUUUCGUUGGACUGUCCCUUUAUUAGCCUUCCUGUACCUAGGAAAUGACAUCUAGUUAAUCGAG